Molecule: messenger RNA, 915 nt
Organism: Symbiodinium pilosum
Lineage: Eukaryota; Dinophyceae; Suessiales; Symbiodiniaceae
Source: the annotation of a GenBank genome assembly
AUGAAGCGGAUCACUGGGGAAAUCUGUCAAUGGGGCCGGAAGAGGUGGUUCGACAGAGCUUUGGAAGCUUGGGACCAAGCGGAAACAAAGGAUGCAAUAAUGUACAGCGCAAUCAUCGGCGCUGCUGCAAAUUGCAAGGAGUUCGACCACGGGAUGCAUUUUUGGGAGGAGAUCCAAAGCAGCUCUCUGGACGUAACCGACACGGUCUACAGCUCUGUACUGAAGCUUCUGGGCUUCAAGGGAGACCAUCCGACAGCUAGCAGGAUUUGGCAGCAGAUGGCCGAUAGUGGCCUUCUUGCAGGGUCUAAACGCCAGCAAAGCUGCCUCACUGGAGUUCUCAAUGCAGCAGCUUCCGCAGGAGAUGCCGAGCUUGUCAAGAAGGAGAUGAAAGCAGCUCAGGCUCUAGGUGUUGAGCUAAACCCAGCUCAUUUCGGCUGCCUGUUGAAGGCUUGUCGGCAGUCCAGAGAUAUAGAAGCUGCGGAGCAAGCCAUUCUCCAGAUGCGGGAUGAAAGCAUCAAGGUCAACAUCAUCCACUACACCACCUACAUGGGUGCUUGCGCCAGGUUCGUGGCAGAUACCCGCCCAGGCCACGCAAAGGCCGUGGAGCUCGAGCAGAAGGUGCUGACCAUGAUGGAAGAGGACAUGGUCUCGCCCAACGACUACUUCCUGGAAGAGCGCGUCAUGCUCCAUCUGGGCAUCGGCAAUUUGAGGGACUGGCUGGUUGAUGACAGUCGCCCCAGGCCCAGCGCGGAGGAGGUUGAGGGUGCAGCAGCAGUCCUGCAAGAGGCCAUCGAGCACAACAUUCGCUUGACCCUGGGCCUCCGGCAACUGAGGGACCUGAUCCCCGCGCUUCGCGAUGCUUCCGAGGAGGGCUACGCACUUCUCAACGCAGGGCGUCAAGCUCUUCCUGCCUGA